Molecule: messenger RNA, 1156 nt
Organism: Mirounga angustirostris (Northern elephant seal)
Lineage: Eukaryota; Metazoa; Chordata; Mammalia; Carnivora; Phocidae
Gene: CUNH19orf85
Product: chromosome unknown C19orf85 homolog
Exons: 2
Coding region: 88-717 (209 amino acids)
Source: RefSeq, a predicted model, not a curated record
GCCCUGGUUGCUCCUCUCACCUCAGAUUUAGGAGCUGCUUUCUGACCAGCAGGACUAUUGUGGAGAAGCUACCCUGUCACCCCAGCCAUGCACCCCGGGGCCCCUACAGCCUCUGCAGUGUCUGAGCCCAGCCCGCGGGAACUGUGUGCCUUUGUGAGUGGGGCGGCCACCCACAUGCUGCGUGCCCUGCACCCUCGGCGGACCCGGCCCCCCAAAAGGAGACCCAACCACAGGAGGUUUCUGCACAACCAGAUCUGCAGGCACUUUGCCAAGAUUGAAGUUGCCACCCGGCGCCUGGCGCUGUCUAUCCUGUCCCAAGAGGCACCUCCCCAGAGACCUCCGCCCCGAAGGCCGCCCCCGCCACCUCCGUCCCCCUUCCUGGGGGUGGCCUGUGCUGUGGCCCCCACUGAGGCACCCUGUGCGGGCCCCAGCUUGAGCCUCGCGGCUCUGGACACCUCCACCCUCGACCUCUUUGAUGACAUUGCACUCACCCCAGAGUGUCCCUCAGUGCCAUCUGAGUUGUCCCUCUGUGCUUGGGGCCAGCCAGACCUGAGGCAGGCUUCACAUUUCUAUAAUCCCCUCCCGCAUCCCCCGAAUGCCCCGGGGGGAGUGGAGGUGCCCUGGGCUCCUGAGGCAGAUUGGGUGGGCAGGUGGGAGGUGCCUUGUGCCUGUCAUUCUCAGGGAAUCCCUGAGGGCUGGGGUACCUGCUCCCCGUGAUCCUCAACCACAACCCAACCCAGGGCUCCCCACGCCGGACAAAUCAGAGGCCGCCCUCAUGAUAGCUCAGCAGCCACCCCCCAGGAGCCCCCUGUCCUGUCCACUCCCCUCCUGGCAACCCCUGGGAACAUGCACCAAGCCCAGACUCCUCCCACCUUCAGACCACGUCUGCUCCUGGUCCAGGUCCCCCACCUCUGCUUCUGCCAGGGGUGCCCCCUUGCACUCUCCCUCCCCCACCUUCUCCCUUCUUUCUUCCCAGCCCCAUCUCCUCAGUGUCUGCCGCUCCAGGCUCCUCUCACCUUGGCUCAUUUCUGCCUAAUGUCUGGUCUUGUCUCAUUUAUUCCCAAAUAUGUACCGAGGGCCUACUAUGUGUCAGGCCCCAUCUAGAUGCUGAGGAUUCAGCAGUGAAUAAACAGACAAGAUGUGUGCAUUUAAGGGG